This is a messenger RNA of Arachis stenosperma, 1091 nucleotides long. RefSeq names its product actin-related protein 2/3 complex subunit 3. The transcript is spliced from 4 exons. Bases 210 to 734 code for a protein of 174 amino acids. Lineage: Eukaryota; Viridiplantae; Streptophyta; Magnoliopsida; Fabales; Fabaceae. Gene Ontology annotation, biological process: regulation of actin filament polymerization; Arp2/3 complex-mediated actin nucleation. The record is from RefSeq and is a predicted model, not a curated record. Gene Ontology annotation, cellular component: cytoskeleton; Arp2/3 protein complex. Gene Ontology annotation, molecular function: actin filament binding.
AAAAAAAAUAAAAACCUUAAGUGCUUAACUGUUGAAAAUUAUUUCGACGAAAGAAAACAAAAAAUAUAAAAAACUAGAGAGAUCCAUUUCCAUUACCGCAAGUUAGUUGCUCGCAAUUUUCGUUCUCUUCACGUUCGGUUCAUGAAUUCACUCUGAGGGGGUAAUCUUGAUCAGGCGCUGCAAUUAUUGCUAUUACCGUCACAUGAGAUAUGGUUUAUCACUCUAGUUUUGUGAAUGAAGAUGAAGUCGAUAGCGCUUGUGGUUGCCCUCUACUUCCUCUCAAGAGCCACAUCAAGGGACCUGCUCCUGUUUCAGAUCAAGAUAGAACUGAUAUAGUGGAUGAAGCCAUAACCUUCUUCAGAGCGAAUGUAUUCUUCAGGAACUUUGAUAUCAAGAGCCCUGCUGAUAAGCUUCUCAUAUAUUUGACAUUCUACAUCAAUGUUGCUCUCAAGAGGCUUGAAGGUUGCAGAACUUUAGCUGAAGGGACAAAAGCUAUCAUCAAUUUGGGACUUGAGAAGGUUCCGGUCCCUGGAGAGUCUGGAUUUCCUUUUCCGGGCCUUCUUCCACUUCCUCAAUCACAUGAGGAAGCAGAAUUGUUCAGGAAUUAUUUGAAGCAGAUAAGGGAAGAAACAAGUGGGAGGUUAUUGAGCGUUGCGUACAGGCCUAAUGGCACACCAAAUAAAUGGUGGUUGGCAUUUGCAAAGAGGAAAUUUAUGAAUACAAUUAUUCCUUGAAUGGUUGUGACACAAUGGCAGUGCAGGAAUCAUAGAUUCAGCCUUGAAAUUAACACUUAUAAACACUUUUGAUCAAUUAUAUAUAAUGAAUCUUUUGGGGUAAUGUUGUAUGUUUCGAUUUUGAAUAUAUAUGCAUAGUGAUACCUAGUUAUAGCAUCAUUUCCUUGUCACAUCUACUUUGCAAAAUUGCAUCCCCACUAUAAAGUCACUGAUUGAUAAUCAUAAUCAGGCUAUGGUCCCAACUUUGCUUGUGCUUGUGGUUGUCGUAAUGCUUUACUUUUGUGAUGUCUUUUUGUCCAUUAAGUAAUACAAAACUGUAUCAGUUACACUUAACUGGCUUAAGUUUUAAUUAUUUCA